GUUUCUUUGAGGCAAAACGACAACUGGGAAAGGUAAUGCCGGUCAAAUAAAGUCACCUGACUAAUAGUUUAUGUAGGAGCUCUUGAAUUGGAAUUUUCAUUCAUCGUCAACUGUUUCUUUCUUGUUCAUUUAGUUUCAAAAUUCCAAUGGCAUCGCCAGCCAAAGAAAUAGCCAGGGAGCUCCCUCCUUUAGUCCGGGUCUACACGGAUGGCUCAGUCGAACGCCUGGAUGGCUCGCUGUACGUGCCACCAACAGACCCGGAUCCACAAACUGGUGUGCCAUCGAAGGACGUAAUCAUCUCUGAAAACCCCAAAGUCUCUGCUCGUCUCUACCUCCCAAAACUAGAACAACUUGACCAGAAACUCCCAAUCCUUAUCUAUUUCCAUGGCAGUGCAUUUUGCGUUGAAUCUGCCUUUUCAUUCCUUCACCAUCGUUACUUCAAUCCCCUGAUCUCCGAAGCCAAAGUAGUUGCGGUAUCUGUAGACUACAGGCUGGCUCCAGAGCAUCCUCUGCCUGCAGCUUAUGAGGAUGGUUGGGCUGCUCUCAAUUGGGUAGCGUCUCAUGCACACGCAGCCCAAAAUGAACCCAACAAGGAUCCAUGGUUGUUGAAGUACGGUGACUUUGACAGGCUUUACAUAGGAGGUGAGAGUGCUGGUGGUAAUAUAGUUCAUAACAUAGCCAUGAGAGCAGGAUCUGAGAAUUUGGAAGGCAAUGUAAAAAUCUUGGGUGCUUAUGUUUCUCAUUCAUAUUUUUGGGGCUCAAAACCAAUUGGGUCAGAAAAUGAUCCGAAUAAGCGCAAGGCGUAUGUGCUUUCGCAGUCAGAAACAUUUUCCUCAGAUCCUGGUUCGAGUCAUGAUAAAACCUUCCCAUCUUUGGUUUGGAACUUUGUGUACCCAUCUGCUCCUGGAGGUCUUGAUAAUCCGAUGCUCAAUCCAGAGGGUCCCGGGGCACCAAGCUUGGCAGGGCUUGGGUGUUCAAGGCUGCUGAUUGUUGUGGCUGGGGAUGAUGAACUGAGAGACAGAGGUGUCCGAUACCAUGAAUUGGUGAAAGAGAGUGGUUGGAAAGGUGAAUUGGAGUUCCAUGAAGACGAGGGAGAGAUUCAUGGUUUUCACUGUAUGAAUCCUGAGACUGUGAAGGCUAAGAACCUGAUCAAACGCUUCGGUUCGUUUCUCAAGUGAUCAGUGCUAAGCAAUCAGUGUUAAGUCCCCAUAUAUACUGGUGGACUGGUUUAAGGGACGGUAUGAGAACGGCACUUCAAUGAAAAACAUGUUAUAGCAAAAUUAUAAGCUCUUUUUUUCCCCCCCCAGUAAUAAAUGCCUUUUCAUUUAAAAAAUCUUUAAUUCUCUGGUUUGGUCUAUUUAAAUAUCAGAAGAAUGGCUUGUGCCUUGUGGCGUUGAAUACUAUGUGGUUUGAGCCUUUGUAUAAUAUGGGCCGGCCCGCCUCGGCAAGGCUCGCGUGGUGGCUGCUGGGUAUCGACACUGGAGGCUAUUUAAGAAAUUAAAAACAGUGGACGUGGAUGAAGCUGUCAUGUGGAACCAAAUCAAGGCGGAGGCAGCCCUCGCCAUAUAGAUGUAAAUGAAUACUUCUAAUGGGGAAUUCUCU
This is a messenger RNA of Tripterygium wilfordii, 1602 nucleotides long. RefSeq names its product 2-hydroxyisoflavanone dehydratase-like. The transcript has a single exon. Gene Ontology annotation, molecular function: hydrolase activity. Lineage: Eukaryota; Viridiplantae; Streptophyta; Magnoliopsida; Celastrales; Celastraceae. The record is from RefSeq and is a predicted model, not a curated record. Bases 147 to 1178 code for a protein of 343 amino acids.